AUGUUUUUCACUUUAAUUAAUCUGUUAUUUUCGCUGGAUUUUAGUGACAAAAGUUUAAUACAAUUAGCCUCUAUGAUCAGAUGCGUCUCUGGUUGUGAACCUUUUCAGUUCAAAGGUUAUGGUUGUUUCUGUGGUCUCUUUGGAUCAGGAAAACCUGUUGACCCAAUUGACAAAUGUUGUCAACAUGAUCAAUGUUAUGCAAUGGCGCCUUGUCAUCAAUUACUUCUCUAUUUAAUGCCAUACAGUUUGGAUUGUGUUGCUCCUGGUUAUGCUAAUUGUGGUAAGCAUACAGAAUGUUUACUGAUUAUGAACAAUCAAAGGAUAAUCUCUGGAUUCUCUCUGUGUGAAUGUGACCGAGUCUUUGCUGAAUGUAUAAGUAAAUAUCCAUGUCCAUCAUCUAAAGCCAAGUGUCCAUUCAAGCCAAAGCCAUCUCCUCCGGAGACUUUUUACGGCCAAAUAACCACUUCAUCGGCAUUUUAAAUAACCACUUGAACAAAUAAACAAUGAUGGAAAAACAUAAACAAAAAACAAGUUACAGGUGAGGUAGAUUUUGGAUUGUCUAGAAUGCAAUUAAUACUUUGCUCAACUUGAGUGUGUAGAAAAUUGUUGUAUGGAUA
This is a messenger RNA of Tetranychus urticae (two-spotted spider mite), 617 nucleotides long. Lineage: Eukaryota; Metazoa; Arthropoda; Arachnida; Trombidiformes; Tetranychidae. The record is from RefSeq and is a predicted model, not a curated record.